Cynoglossus semilaevis (tongue sole) is the source of this 2738-nucleotide messenger RNA. RefSeq names its product A kinase (PRKA) anchor protein 8-like (gene akap8l). The record is from RefSeq and is a predicted model, not a curated record. Gene Ontology annotation, cellular component: nucleus. The coding region runs from base 145 to 2079 and encodes 644 amino acids. The transcript has 13 exons. Gene Ontology annotation, molecular function: DNA binding. Lineage: Eukaryota; Metazoa; Chordata; Actinopteri; Pleuronectiformes; Cynoglossidae.
GCGCUGAUGCACUGACCGUGUGUUGCACCUCUUAAGAACAAAGCAGCAGAAGCAGUACAGUCUCGGGCGUCACCACUGUAAAAUCCGAGCCUGUUUUUGAACACUGUUUUCUGAACAGCGAUACUAAACUCAAACUUGGCCGUCAUGGAUCGAGGCUACGGCUCUGGUUUUUCUGGUUGGGGAGGAUCGGGCAGCAGAGGCAUUAAUGCGGAUUCUGUCAUUGCCAAGAUCAACCAGCGUCUCGACAUGCUCUCUCAGUUGGAGGGUGGGAUGAGAGGGUCACGCGGAGACAGGUUUGACCAGUACGAGUCGUACGACUCGCGCACCUCCUCCCUGGCCUCCUCUCGAGAUCUCUACAGAUCUGGCGCCGGUAGCUAUGGUUAUCUUGAUGACCGUGGGGACAGCCUGCUUUUUGGCCAGCGAGGAGGCUCAGGCUUCGGAGGAGGAAUGGGGCUAGGAGGAGGAGGAGGAGGAGGAGGAGGAGGAGGCUUUGACAGUCUGUCCUCCUCUUAUACAAAAAUAAGACAAAAUAUGAGGGACUCCUUCACCAGUGGACUGGGAGGAGGUUCUGGAGGUGGAGGAUGGGCCGGAGCAGGCCGACGAUCCCCCAGAAGGGGUGGAAGUCCCGGGGGGCGUGGAGCUGGAGGAGGGUUUGUAAGCCACAGGUCUGACCUUGCCCCGUCAGGCGGUGGAAGGGUCACCGGUAGUGGUGGCCAGUCCCACCGUGGCCACUCUGCAGGAGGUGGAUAUGGUAGAGGCAAGCUCCCAUCUCUCCUGUCUAACCGCAUGUACCCUGAGAGUGGAGGCUUCCAUCAGGGUUCUACUCAUGGGCCUCAAGACUAUCCUAGGAGGCACUUUGGAGGGGGCCCACGGGCUGGCCCCCAGCGAGUCCGCAAAAGACCCCUAAACAAACAGGUGAAGCCACAGCGUGACAAUCAGAAGAAGAGGAAACAGAUGCUCACACCUACCGAUGAACCUGAGUCAAAGAUAAACAGGACCGAGACGGAGAGCAAAGAAUCAGAGGUCACGCCAGGUACUUCCUCAGUUCAAGAGCAAGUGGAGAAAAAUGGCGAAGCCUCUGAACCACAGGCCCCUGCUGAUGAGAAGACAAAACCUGAUGAAGAAGGAGAUAACGCUGCAAACACGCCAGACGCAAAGAAAAAGCUCCAGGGCAAAGACAAGCAUCCAAAGAGGAAGAAGAGACAGGGCUUUGUGGAAAGGGGAAUGUUCGCCUGCUCUGUCUGCAAGUUCCGUUCCUUCUACAAGGACGACAUGGAAGCUCACCUGGAGAGUCGUUUCCACAAGGACCACUUCAAGUUCCUGUCCGGCCAACUGUCCAAGCCAACGUCCGAAUUCCUACAGGAGUAUUUGCAAAACAAGUUUAAGAAAAUCGAGAAGAGGAUCAGUCAAAUGGAACACCACAGCGACGCCAUCUGCCAGUUGUACAAAGAGCAGGAUCUGACCAGAGAUAUUGGUAUGGAGCACUUCAUGAGGAAGGUGGAAGCGGCCCACUGUGCAGCCUGUGACCUGUUCAUCCCCAUGCAGCCACACCUGAUACAGAAGCACAUCAGGUCUCCUGAUCACAACUACAACCGCAAGGGCAUGAUGGAGCAGUCAAAGAGAGCCUGCGUGUCAGUCGCUCGGAGCAUCCUUAACCACAAAUUCAUCAGCAAGAAGCUGGAGCUUUACAUCAAGGGUGAGAACCCAUUUACUGGUAACCAUGACGACCAGGAUCCAGAGGACUCUAUGUUGAUGGACGUGUCAGAGAUGGAGUUGACCAAUGAGACGUUAGAUGGACAAACUGAUUCGGCACAGACACAAGAAGAGCCGGCAUCACAGGAAGAUGUGGGUGAGGAGGCUGAAGCCGAGGCCGAGACUGACGCAGCAGCUGAGGAGGUGAAGAUGGAAGAGGAGCAACACAUCGCUGGAGAGGAAGAAGGUUUUGAAGUUGGUGAGGAAGAAGAAGAGGAGGGGGGCUACGUGAUCCACGAUGAGGUUGGAGAAGAGGAGUUGGGUGAAGCAGAGGAUGAAGGAUUGGAAACGGGCGAUGUUGAGGAUGAAGAGUUGAAUCAGGAAUGACUUAAACACCCAGGGUGUAUUUUUGUUUCUUUGACAUCUGUCUGGACCAGUACGUGACCUCACGCUCCCACGACAGCUCAUCAGUUACCAGGCAGAAGUUCUCCCUCUAAGUUUUGCAGCUUAUAUGUUGUUUUUGUGGCUGAUAAAUAUCAUGCAAUUUUUUUUGAAUUUUUUUUUCCCCAUGUUUAGAUCAUGGAGAACUUCAGUUAAUUUUUAAGGUACAGCUCAGAUUUUAUGUAAAAACAUGACAGUCCAUAUGGGUUAGAAGUUAGAAAUGAACCCAGUAGGACACGUUAUUAGACUGCAGGUUAGAAUGUGCUCAGUGUCAUGUGUAAUGAAUCAUGGGAGACCUAACAAGGCGCCGUUGUGGAUGUUUAAGUCAAUAAACAGCCACAGUGGAGCGUUGUGUAAAGUGUUAAAUGGAGAAACAAAAAUGUGCAGAUUUGUAAAAUCUGUACAUCAGAAAAUCAUGUUCUUAAAUUUCAGUCAUUAUCAUGACCAAAGUCAUCAGGUGGAUUAACAGUGACUCGUCUGAGGUUUGGCUAGUUAGUAUAAACCUUACUGAGCUAUUGGUGGAAAAAGACUGGAGUUAAUAAUAAGUUUUAGUUAUUUUCCAUAUUGCAAUGUAAACCAUCAACGUCCAGCAGUUUUUAGUUUAG